This is a messenger RNA of Cladophialophora carrionii CBS 160.54, 561 nucleotides long. RefSeq lists its product as uncharacterized. Lineage: Eukaryota; Fungi; Ascomycota; Eurotiomycetes; Chaetothyriales; Herpotrichiellaceae. Bases 1 to 561 code for a protein of 186 amino acids. The transcript has a single exon. The record is from RefSeq and is a predicted model, not a curated record.
AUGUAUUCAAGGUUCAAAGCCAACAAGGGCGUCAUGCGCGUUUCCUGUGUCAAUCUAGGUUCGGGCAACGGACCUGACGAUAGCGAAGAGGAGAUUGAUCUAGUGCUGAACGCCGUGCAAUACGUGUCUUACUUGACCAACGUCGACCACCGCUUUAUCCUGGCGAUUCUUCUUCAAGAGUCCAAAGGCUGUGUCCGCGUGCGAACAACAAACAACGGUGUUCCAAACCCCGGCUUGAUGCAAGCUCACGACGGCGCAUUCUCUUGCAACAUGAAGGGGAACCUUCAGAAUCCAUGUCCAGCUUCUCAAAUCUUUGGCAUGAUCUUUGACGGGGUUGGUGGCACUUCUACUGGGGAUGGGCUGGCGAAGAUAUUGAACCAGCUGGCGUCGAGCAGCAAUGACGCACAGGCAUAUUAUCGAGCGGCUCGCCAGUACAACACUGGCUCGAUUGCGCAGGACGGGGAUUUGGAUGUGGGUGGACGCUCUACAAACUGCUAUGCUAGUGAUGUUGCCAACCGCUUGACUGGAUGGGUCUGGGCUGAAUCGGCCUGCUCUCUGUGA